AUGGAAUCAGAUGAGAAUAUAAAUAAUGAUGCUGUAGAUGAUGUAGAUGAGACAGAAAAUAAUGAAAUUAAAUCUAAAAUAUCAAGUUCUAAAAUUUAUAAUGAAGCAAUUUUUGGUAAAAAACAAAUUCCCGGUUCUAAAUUUAAAAGAGAAAAUAAAAAUAGACCGAGAGAAGUCUCAUCUAAAAUAAAACCUAAAUUUCAAAGGUCAAAACUAAAUAAACAAAAUAUUGACCCAAGAUUUAGUUCACUUUAUGGUACUUUUAGUAAAAAACAUUUCGAUAAUGCAUACGGGUUUUUAAAUACAAUUAGGAAAAAUGAAGAAAAAACGCUGAAAAAAUUAUUGAAAAGAGAAAAAAAUCCUAAUGAAAUUAAAAAGAUAAAAUUUUUAUUGCAAAGAAUGAAAAAUCAAGAUUUAGAACAGGAAAAAUUAAAUAAAAAAUUAGAAAGGAGAGAAAAAGAAAGAGAAGAACAAAUAAAAGCAUUGGAAAGUGGUAUAAAACCACAUUUUAAAACAAAAUACGAGAAAAAAAUUGUCGAUUUAGUUGAUAAAUAUGCAACAUUGAAAAAAUCGGGGAAAGUUCAAAAAUACAUUGAGAAAAAACAAAAGAAAGAAAGUAUAAAAGAAAAGAAAAAAUUGAGAUAUUUUGAUGUGAAAAUAAAUGAUGACUAA
Messenger RNA from Pediculus humanus corporis (human body louse), 672 nucleotides. RefSeq lists its product as uncharacterized. Gene Ontology annotation, cellular component: 90S preribosome; nucleolus. Gene Ontology annotation, biological process: maturation of SSU-rRNA from tricistronic rRNA transcript (SSU-rRNA, 5.8S rRNA, LSU-rRNA). NCBI's taxonomy places the organism in Eukaryota, Metazoa, Arthropoda, Insecta, Psocodea, Pediculidae. The transcript is spliced from 2 exons. The record is from RefSeq and is a predicted model, not a curated record. Bases 1 to 672 code for a protein of 223 amino acids.